Molecule: messenger RNA, 778 nt
Organism: Culex quinquefasciatus (southern house mosquito)
Lineage: Eukaryota; Metazoa; Arthropoda; Insecta; Diptera; Culicidae
Exons: 2
Coding region: 10-714 (234 amino acids)
Source: RefSeq, a predicted model, not a curated record
UCCUUCAGCAUGCGUUGUAGAAUUCUACUUUUGCUGUUGAUUUUCACCAGUUGUUAUUUGAUUGGAUUAGAAUGCCUCAAAACAAUAAAACCAGCUUUAAAUCUUACACAUAUGCGCGAGAUUCCAACGGAGCAAGUUUCCCAGACUAUGGAUUUCGAACAAAAUGAAACUCUGAUAUUCAACAAUUUCACCUUGGAUGAACUUUCACCGACAUACGAGUCAAAUUAUAACGAUUUGGGCAUUUAUCCAAUACCUCAUUGUGAUCGUUGUAAUAUAACAGUUGUUGAGGCACCAGAUGCAAACAAAACCUCCGAUCCCGGAAUUAUAACCAUUGCUCAUCUUCCCACUGCCUCCAACUCGAAUAAGAUGCCUCUGUUCCAGAGUAGGCAUCCAGUGAAGCCGUUGAGCAAUGAGUCAUCUGACUUGGGCCUCCGCAACUUCUUUUCACUUCCCAAUGUCAGAGUCCCGCAGGCUCUACCGAUUGACAGAUUCACAGACAGUCAAAUGCCGGAAAUUUCCGGCCAAAAGCCUGCCAAUACUGACAACGGGAACGGGGGUGACCAUCUUCAAGGUUCGAAACGGCGAAAGAAGACGACUACGGUCACAACCCGCAAGAGACUUCGGAAGAGGAAAACUACCACGUCAACGAUUACGUCAACCACCAGCAAAAAGAAGUUCAAGCGAACUACAAUUGCUGCAAAGCUUGUAAUUUGAUUCUUAUAAUGUUAUUUAAAAAAAAAAUACAUCUUUGGGUCAUUCUCUGCCAGCUCUCACGAAA